UCAACUUAUUCAAGCCAAUAUUACAUCGUUUCAAACAUUUAAAAAAUGUUCUCAAAGUGUUUAUAAACAAUAAAAAAUUGAAGUUUUUCAUAUAAAUUAAAUAUUAUACACCAAUAAAAAGUAACUAAGAAAUCAAGGUUAAAAAAUUUAAAAAUGGAGAAAAGUUCUGCUCAUGGCUUCAGAAAUUAUUUCAUUACUUAGGAUAUCACUGCUGCCGAGUUAGUAGAUAGACCUAAACGUAUCAAAAUAAUCUUAUCGAUAAAAGUAUUAGGUAAAUUAAUUAAAAUUAGCAAAAAGAUAUUCGCAAAUAAUCAUUAUGAGAGAAGAUAAUAAAUAUAAUAAAAGGAAAACAAAAGGAUCAGAGACUUUUGUUACAAAAUACUAAAAAAUAUCUCCAUUUAGUCUCACAAUGUCUAUAAACAAUAUUCCAAACGAACUUACAGUCUUGAAAAAGGGAAUACAAAAGGAUGUCGAAGUAAGUCGUAACAAAGAAUUUCAUAGAAAAUCUCAGUGGAUUCAGAUUGCCUGCAGUUUAAUGGCGAAUGCUACCGUACUCUCAUCAGGAAUGGGUUUAGGUUUUCCAGCUAUAACGCUAGAAGCACUUAAAGACAAAAAUAAUCCUUUAAAGCUUAGUGAUGAUGAAGCAAGUUGGUUCGUAUGUCCCUUGGGUGGAAUUUUGUCUGCCACAAUAUUAGAUCAACUUGGAAGAAAAUUGACUCUUACACUUAUCAACAUUUUCUCAAUAAUAUCUUGGAGUCUGUUGUACUUUUCCAGUUCAACAAAUUUCAAUGAAAUGUACUGGCAAAUUAUGUUGGCAAGGUUUCUGAUAGGUAUCACGAUUGGAUUGAGUUCAAGUCCAGCAGCAGUUUAUUCAGCUGAAAUUGCUACACCAAAGCUUCGCGGACGGUUAACAGUUUUAACCAGCAUGGCAAUUGCUGUUGGUGUUCUGAUGAUUUAUGUUUUGGGCUAUUUUUUCCCUAGCGAUUGGCGAAUUGUUAGUGGAAUAGCUGCAAUAUUCUGUGUGUUCACAAUGAUCCUCAUUUAUUUUAUACCUGAGUCUCCCACGUGGCUCAUAGCUCGAGGUCGCAAUAAUGAAGCUCGCAAAGCGCUUGCAUAUAUUCGUGCUAUAAAGUCAAACGAAAUAUUCUCAAAUGAAUCAUUAAAUGAAGAGCUGGAACAUAUGCAUGAUCAAAUUAUAUCGCGAAAUAGUCAUUUGCAAAGCGAUAGCCUUUGGAGAACACUGAGAAAACCUGAAAUUUUCAAACCGCUUGUAAUCAUUAAUUCAUUUUUCGCAUUCCAACAAUUCUCCGGGACGUUUGUGAUAAUUGUUUAUGCAACGCAAUUUGCUGAAGAAGCAGGCGCUGGAAUAGAUAAAUUUUUGUGCACCGUUCUUAUUGGAUUAUCGCGAGUUUUGGCUACCAUCAUUCUUGCAUAUUUCAUUCUUGAUAAAUAUGGACGAAAACCACCUACAAUCUUCUCCGGAAUCGGAAUGACUCUUUCAAUGAUAAUUCUGUCGUUGUAUUCGUCAUUUGAAGGAAAACUUCCGUUCAGUAAUUGGGUAACGACAGCUUUUCUUCUCGUUUAUAUAAUAACAUCGACGUUUGGAUUUUUAACGAUUCCAUUCACCAUGCUGCCUGAGAUGUUUCCACAACGUGUCCGUGGAAUAACAGCAGGAAUUACCGUGUGCAUAGCAUAUUUCAUGUCAUUUUUAGUCAUCAAGUCAUAUCCGUCUAUGUUGAACUGGAUGGGAAACGGCAUGAUAUUUCUUUUCUAUGGAACAAUUUCAUUUCUCGGGACUUUAUUUGUUUGCUUUGUGUUGCCUGAAACGAAAGGAAAAACUCUACAGGAAAUCGAAAACUUAUUCAAAAGUCGGAAAAGUUCGAAUAUAAUAGAGAACCUCAGUUAAUUCUAAUUGUCAUGCUCACCCAUCAUGUGAACUCAAUAGACAGAUUUUUAAUUCUUCUCGUAUGACGUAAAUCUCACAAUCGAAAAGUUUCAAAUUUUAUCUCAAGAUUGACAAUACAUUAAUUGAAAUUCUAAUAUUUGGUCUCUUCAGUGUCACUUUAUUUAAAUAGAUAUCGAAUUUCGUAGAUUUAUUUUCCCGUCUGUCGAUUUAGACUUAAAGACAUUUCCUAUUUGUGAAUUUUAUGGAAAUAUUUAAAGCAAAAAGAAUUCCUUAUGCUUUUGGACCUUGAAAUAUUUGUGUCAGACGCAUUCAAAUAAAAGCGUCUGAUGUUCUUUUAACAUUUUGUUUUUAUGUCAUUCUACGGCAAUACCUAAAACUUAUGUAACUUUAAAUCUCAUAUGUUAAAAACGGAUAUCUUCGGAAAUAGGAAUCAGUGAAAAAAGAAAAAAACAGUUUGAAUAUUGUUGCUGCUAAGUAACAUAAAACUUUUAAUGUUGUUUGCAUCAUUUCCAUUUAUUUUGAUUUUGCAGUUCACAACAAGCGGAUUAUUUAUAAACAUUUUUGUAUUUUAACAAUGUAUGUAACAUGAAUAUUUACAAUUUUUGUGGUAUAUUUAUUUUAAAACUGUUUACAUGAAUAAAUUGAAUUGGAAUCUUUUAUUAAUACCAAAGGCAAAAAUUAUUAGCUGCAAUGAAAUGGAAAGUUUGAUCAGUAUCAAACCUAAUUUGAAAAAUUAGUUAAGAAUUUAUAAGCAGUUUAAUAAAAAUCUGUCAUUAUUAAAUACCAAGGUUUACAGUUUAUAUUUUAUUACUACACUCUUUGACAUUUCUUCAAUUUUUGGAAUUUCU
Clunio marinus is the source of this 2754-nucleotide messenger RNA. Lineage: Eukaryota; Metazoa; Arthropoda; Insecta; Diptera; Chironomidae. The record is from the annotation of a GenBank genome assembly.